UCACUCCAUGUUCUCUCUCGUUUCACCUUCAGUUUAGCUAGCAGCUCCACUUUUUAGUAUUCUUUUCAUUUCUUCUGCAUUUGCUUCCUUCAACCUCUGUCUAAAGAAGCUUGAGAGAUAGAGAAGCCAAAGAAAGAUAGAUAGAGAGGCCACUUGAUCCAAUAAAGAUCAGUUUUUUUAUGCUUUGAUCGCACACCCAUCUGAAGCUACUUAGUAUCAUGUCAUUCCCAUAUCCUUCUCCUCAAACCCAGCACUAUUCAAUGACUUUGUCUAAAAACUUUUGAUCUUUGUUUGAAAGCAAUAUAUUCUUUGAGAAACAAUGAGGGUCCAUUUCAUUGUUCGAUGAAUUGUACUUCUGUGCACUGUAAUUCCUGGUUCAUCUUCUUCUGUUAGCGAUGUUGAUGUCCUGCUCUCGCUGAAGCAAGGAUUUGAGUCCCCCAAACCGGCUUUAAGCACCUGGAGUUCUUCAAACUCUAGCUCGGUUUGUUUAUGGUCCAGGAUUAGAUGCUCGAGGGGAUGCGUGGUUUUGCUCAAGCUGACGGAUUUGAAUCUGGGCAGUUCUCUCUCCUUGUUUCUAGGCUCAAUGGCCUUGUCAAGCUCUCUGUCAGUCUACUCACUGGAGAUAUACCAUCAGAGGUCACGAGAUUCCAGAAGCUGAAACUUGUCAACCGCCUCUUAAACAAGCUAUACGAGUCGACUCCUGAGUUCCUUGCAGACCUCCCGAGUUUGGAAACUCUAGACCUAUGGUCAAACAACGUCACUGGUGUGAUUCCUGAGGAUCUCGGCAGGAAUGGGAAGCUUCAGGAUCUUGAUUUGUCCACCAACAAGCUCCCUGGAACGAUCGCUCGAGAUUUGUGCUCACUGAACCGGCUCAGGAUCUUGAUCCUGUUCAACAAUUUCCUCUUUGGGCCUAUCCCAGAAGCUCUAGGCUCAUGCUAUAGCCUAGUUAAGGUGAGGUUGGGGCAGAACUACUUAAAUGGAAGCAUUCCGAAUGGCUUCAUUUACUUGCCUCAGCUCAAACUCAUGGAAUUGUAGAACUACCUGUCAGGAGUUUUGCUAGAGAAUUGCAAAGGGUUCUUCCAUCUUCGUUCUCAACUUGUCUAGCCUUCAAAUCCUACUCAUUAGUGGGAAUCAACUUUCAGGUCCACUCCUGGCUUUUGUAGGGGACUUAAGGCAGGUGGUUAAUCUCGACCUGAGGCAGAAUUUCUUGUCAGGCGAGAUGCCACCGGAUAUCAGGAACUGUUAGCAUCUUACUUAUUUAGACAUCAGCCAGAACAACCUCUCCAAUUACUUGAACAUCUUUAGGAACCACUUAAACCAGCACUAAACUUGAAUAGCCUGAAUCCCACUAUUUUCUUCUGAAACAACUAAGUCACCAUUUUGCAUCUCCCAUCGCCACAGCCUUAUGCAGCUGCCACCUUCAACG
This is a messenger RNA of Syzygium oleosum, 1426 nucleotides long. Its product is annotated as leucine-rich repeat receptor-like serine/threonine-protein kinase BAM3. The record is from RefSeq and is a predicted model, not a curated record. The coding region runs from base 505 to 1035 and encodes 176 amino acids. NCBI's taxonomy places the organism in Eukaryota, Viridiplantae, Streptophyta, Magnoliopsida, Myrtales, Myrtaceae. Gene Ontology annotation, molecular function: protein binding. The transcript has a single exon.